GUGACCAUCGCUACCAUUAUAGACAACAAACACCAGCUGGGGAGUGUUCAAACAUAAAUAUUAAUUCAAGAUUUUCAAACAAACUUCACUUAUCAUAAAGAAAAAGCACCACGAGUGACCGCCAAGUGCUCACAUUAAGUCCAAGUCUAAGAAACAACACUCAAGCCUUCCCUGACCGUCAACAUUCAUUGAGGCUCCACCCAGAGGCAUCAUGCAACAUCACUCGUGCAGUGAUCCAGAGGAGAAAACCUUCAACCAAACUGUACCUGUCAUAAAGAAGGCAAAAACUGGCCAGUGUCCAGAGUGUGGGAAGGUGUGCAGGUCUGACAAUAUGAGCAGGCAUAUGUUAGUGCAUUCAGGUGACAAACGUCACGAGUGUCCAGAGUGUGGGAAGAGGUUCAGACAGUAUGAACAUGUUAAGAUUCACAUGUUAUUGCAUUCGGGUGACAGACCUCUCGAGUGUCCAGAGUGUGGAAAGAGAUUCAGACAGCUUGGACAUGUGAAGUCUCACAUGUUAGUGCAUUCAGAUGACAAACCUCACCAUUGUUCAGUGUGUGGGAUGGUAUUCAGUCGUCUUGGAAAUCUGAAGUCUCACAUGUUAGUGCAUUCAGAUGACAAACCUCACAAGUGUCCAGAGUGUGGGAAGAGAUUUAGAUAUCGUGGAAAUUUGAACGAUCACAUGUUAGUGCAUUCGGAUGACAAACCUCACAAGUGUCCAGAGUGUGGGAAGGAAUUUAAACAUCUUGCAACUAUGAAGAUUCACAGGACGGGGCAUGCAGAUGUACCAUUCAACAGACCUUUUGAAUGUGUGGAGUGUGGGAAAAAAUUUAGAGGGCGUAGUGCUAUAAUACAGCACCUGUUAGUGCAUUUAGAUGACUAACCUCAUGAAUGUCCAGAGUGUGGUUGGAAAUUCAGACAAUAUAGAAAAAUGAAGACUCACAUGUUAGUGCAUUCGACUGACAAACCUCACAAGUGUCAAAAGUGUGGGAAGAAAUUCAAGUGGCUUCAAAGCAUGAGGAGGCACAAGAUGCUACAUUCAGGUGAUUGGCUAAACACUUUGAAUAUGAGAGAUGAUUUAUAGAAUGCUGAAGUACUAUAGAGUACUACAUGGAACUUAGUAGUACAUUAACUUUCCUUUUAUCUAAUAUACAAUUUGGAAAAAGAGCUUUAUCAUAAAAAAAUAAAGAAUCUGAAUCUGAAAAAUAUUGUGCCAUCACCAUGUCAGUUGGAUGUCCUACAGAGGUAAUUGUUAUAUUUUGUUUGAAAAUAUUCUUCACUCUGGAAGGUAAAUAUCUAAAGGUUUGAUGACCAAACCACACAUCAGAAAGUGAAAAGACGAUGACAUCCUGGACCAUUAUCAAAUUGUGUAAUUAUACGACUUGAUAAUGGUUCAGGAUGGACCAAAACAUUGUCGUUUCUACACUUUCU
This is a messenger RNA of Procambarus clarkii (red swamp crayfish), 1428 nucleotides long. Its product is annotated as zinc finger protein 737-like. Gene Ontology annotation, biological process: regulation of DNA-templated transcription. NCBI's taxonomy places the organism in Eukaryota, Metazoa, Arthropoda, Malacostraca, Decapoda, Cambaridae. The record is from RefSeq and is a predicted model, not a curated record. Gene Ontology annotation, molecular function: RNA polymerase II cis-regulatory region sequence-specific DNA binding; DNA-binding transcription factor activity, RNA polymerase II-specific.